CUGGGCUCAACUUGGCGCUCCGAGUUCAGUCCCAGCGCUGCUGUCGGCGAAGCCGUGUGUGUUCCCGGGUCUGCGGGGGCUGCUGUCGCAUUGGUAUCCUGGUCAUGAUGGGGACAAAAGCGAAAGCCUGGAGGAAACAGUUGCCUCUCUUCACAACGGUGGUCUUGUGCUCCCUGGCGGCAGGCAGGGGUGCAGUGUACACUUCCGAACCUGAAGUCAGAGUUGCUGAGAAUAAGCCCGCCAAGCUGUCCUGCUCCUACUCUGGCUUCUCCUCUCCCCGCGUGGAGUGGAAGUUUGCCCAAGGCGACAUCACCAGCCUCGUGUGCUAUAACAACAAGAUCACGGCUUCCUAUGAGGACCGAGUUACCUUCUCGCCCAGUGGCAUCACCUUCCAUUCGGUGACCCGGAAGGACACGGGCAUGUACACUUGUAUGGUCUCUGACGAAGGCGGCAACACCUAUGGGGAGGUCACCGUCCAGCUCAUCGUGCUUGUUCCUCCAUCCAAGCCUGCCGUGAACAUCCCCCCCUCUGCCACCAUCGGGUCCCGGGCUGUGCUGACCUGUUCAGAGAAGGAUGGGUCCCCGCCCUCUGAGUACUACUGGUUCAAGGACGGGGUGCUGAUGCCCACGGAGCCCAAGAGUAACCGUGCCUUCAGCAACUCUUCCUACAGCCUGUACCACAAGACAGGGGAGCUGGUCUUUGAUCCCGUGUCUGCCUCCGAUAGUGGCGAGUACACUUGUCAGGCUCAGAAUGGGUAUGGGACACCCGUGAGGUCAGACGCUGUACGCAUGGAAGCUGCGGAGAUGAAUGUGGGGGGCAUCGUGGCAGCUGUCCUGGUGACGCUCAUUCUCCUUGGAUUGCUGAUUUUUGGCGUCUGGUUUGCCUAUAGCCGGGGCUACUUUGACAGAGCAAAAAAAGGGACCUCAAGUAAGAAGGUGAUUUACAGCCAGCCCGCUGCUCGAAGCGCAGGGGAGUUCAGACAGACCUCGUCGUUCCUGGUGUGAGGCUAGUCCAGCUCGGCUCCCGUCCUCUGCUCGCCGUACUCGGGUGCUACCAGACUCCGGCCCCUGACACCUGUUUCACAGGAUGCCUGUGCAUCUAGCCCCCCACAGGGACCCCCACUUUUAGUUAGGAUGUGUUUUUUAAUAAUGUCAGUUGUGUAUGCCCCUUCCUCCUCCUCCCCUCCCCCUCCCUUUCCUGCCACUGCCGAGUGGCCUGGGACAUGUUUAAAGCUUUCGUUCCCCAUCCCGGGAAGGGGGGUGGGUCAGGCAGGAGCCCCAAAUGACUGUUGACCUCACUGCCCCCCCUGCACCCCCAUGUAUAGUGGCCCUUCAACAGGGUUCUUGAGCCUAGUUCCCGGGCCCCUCCCGUACUGAGGACCAGAACCAGGUGUUCUAACGUGGGGACUGGAGACCAGAGCAACUGAAGUCGUCGUUUGGUGAUGACAUCAAGUGUGUUUUGCAUGUGCUGCCUACUUUCUUCUGUCUCCUGCGGGAAGUUCUGGGGUUCUCCUGCAGUUUUCCUCCUGAGCUCAAGCCGACUGACACCAGCCGGUGUGAAGGAAAAGCAGGAGCUUUGUGUGGAGAAUGAGCCGUCGGGAUGCAGGGAGGGGAGGUUCAAAACCACUGAUGUAAAGGAAACAAAGCCGGAGCUGGUAGUCAAGCCGUCACCCUUUCCUUGGUCGGAACCCCUGGAAGGGCUCUUGCCAGCUGCGCCUGCAGGGCUGUGCGGUGUCUGUAACAGGCUGCUCGUGGCUGAGCUUUGUGUGCGUGCUGUGUGGUCUUAGCUCUGCUGAUAUCGAGUGUGUGUUGGAGAGCUUAGCUGUUUGGUGAGAUUGUGUUUGUGUGUAUGGAUGUUGCUGGAAAUAAAAACUUGGUUUGUCAGAGCUUAUUGUGAGGAGUGGGGGAGAUGAGGUGCCUAGACCCCUUUGUACAAACAGGAAAAUGCCUGACACCCUGCUUGCCAGCAACCUGGGCUGGUCCCCAGCUCCCUGUCCUUCCCUUCCUGGUUCCUGUCCCAGGUAGAGCUUCUGAACAUUAGGCGCUUGUGCCAGAGUCCUCUUGUGGCUGCCUUCCUCUGCCGGAGGAGGCGCCCUGGGCAAAGCAGGUGUGAGCUCUGGGGUGCCACUGGUCUGGGUCCCUGAGCGUGAGGAGAAAGUCCCCCCGCUGCCACCUCUGCCCCCAGAUGCACUAAUAGACUUCUUUAAGGCUGCAGGAAAAACUGCUCCAGAGCCUGAGGCAGGAGGAUUUCCCAAACCAUUUGGAGAACUACUUUGUAGUAGUUUAAAUUAGUAACUACUUUAUUUGGUGGGACAGAUGUCUAAGAAAAAGACCAUCUGAGACCAGUUGGGAGUGAGCAUAGGUGUAAGCCCCAUGGGCCUGCCUGUCCCUGCCUUCCUCUUCUCAUUUGAACACCUGACCCUUAAAUUUAUUUCCCAUCUACCACAGUCCCCCAGGCUAUUAAUUACCAAGAGGGCAAACGAGUGGUUUUGCUUCUUUGGAGGAUGCUGAGCAUUACUUUGCCAUAUUCUAUUCCCUGAUCUAGAAAUCCCUAACAGAAACGAGUUUUCUGUCAAGCAUCCAAAAGGAAAAACAAAAAACAAACUAUAGUUAAGUUUAAAAUUUUCCAGAUGAAAAGUAAACCUAAUUGCAUAAUAAAAGAGAUUAUAAAAUGAUUCAGUAAGAAUAAGAUUUUUAAAGUAUGUCUUGUAUCACGGUUGGGAGGGAUGUGGAGCAAAGGCCACAGGGAAGCAGAAGGGAUCACUGCUCCUGGAAGUCUGAGGUGAAUGGCCCCCCACCCCCUGGGUCACUGGUGAUGAGUGUGAGGCAGUUACUACAGCCUUGGAAUUUAGCACCCCGGCAUAACGGCCCCUUUGAGUUGGGAAACACUUUGUUUGCUUUCAUUUUUAAAUGUCAAAACCACUUUUUGUAAUAAAUGUUUAUUUUUCACAUUGA
This is a messenger RNA of Manis pentadactyla (Chinese pangolin), 2954 nucleotides long. RefSeq names its product F11 receptor (gene F11R). The coding region runs from base 105 to 1004 and encodes 299 amino acids. The transcript has 10 exons. The record is from RefSeq and is a predicted model, not a curated record. Gene Ontology annotation, biological process: cell adhesion; establishment of endothelial intestinal barrier; regulation of membrane permeability. Lineage: Eukaryota; Metazoa; Chordata; Mammalia; Pholidota; Manidae. Gene Ontology annotation, cellular component: bicellular tight junction.